AUGGUGUUCAAGGUUCGUUUGCAUCACAUGGGAAGGUUUGAUAGGGGGCUACAAUAUGUUGGCGGAGAGGUUCACGUGGUAGUAGGGCUUGAUCCAGAUCGAUGGUCUUAUUUUGAAGCAGUGGAUAUUGUUAAAGAAUUUAAGUACGAUGGAGACUUUAAGCUAUGGUGGAAGGGGUCCAGGGAAAUCAUGAUGAAUAAUCUGAGAUUGUUGAGUGAUGACAGGGAAGCAAUGAACCUGUCUAAGUAUGCAGAGGGGACUGGGGACAUGGUAGAAAUGUAUGUUCAACAUGUCCCUAGUGAGGCAGUGGAAGUUUUGUUUCUUAGUGGUGGUGAAGAUACAGUUGAUGGAAACAUGGAGGGUGUGGCUGAGGAACAAGGUCAUCCUACUGAGGAACAUAAUGAUGUUGAAAUAGGUCACGAAGAGGAUGAAGUUGGUGAGGAAGAAGUACAAAUUGCUGAGGAAGAGGUACAAAUUGGUGAGGAAGAGGUUGGAGUUGAUGAGGAAGAGGUUGUAAUUGGUGAUGAUGAGGGUUCUGAUAGUGAGGAAGAGGUAGACAUUGAUGAGAGUGAAGAAGAAAGAAUGGAUAAUGAUGACGAUGGGUUCGGUGUUGAGGAUGAUGUUCGCAGAAACAUCAAUCCAGUUUUGGAAAGGUGGAAUUCAAUGAAAAGAAGAAAAAAAACGUGUGACUAG
Molecule: messenger RNA, 693 nt
Organism: Vigna radiata var. radiata (mung bean)
Lineage: Eukaryota; Viridiplantae; Streptophyta; Magnoliopsida; Fabales; Fabaceae
Product: protein Ycf2-like
Exons: 1
Coding region: 1-693 (230 amino acids)
Source: RefSeq, a predicted model, not a curated record